Molecule: messenger RNA, 1354 nt
Organism: Malania oleifera
Lineage: Eukaryota; Viridiplantae; Streptophyta; Magnoliopsida; Santalales; Ximeniaceae
Product: serine/arginine-rich splicing factor RS2Z32-like
Exons: 8
Coding region: 245-1159 (304 amino acids)
Biological process (GO): mRNA splicing, via spliceosome
Cellular component (GO): nuclear speck
Molecular function (GO): zinc ion binding; mRNA binding
Source: RefSeq, a predicted model, not a curated record
CACCUAGAGUUUGCUCUAUAAAUAGGAGGGGUAGAGCGACUCCGGCUUUCCUAAUAUUCGUCACCUAGGGUUUUAUCAGCCUCUACAGUUGUCAGGAUCCGAAGGUCGUGGGUAUCUCUUGUUGUUUCAAGUUCUAGAGAAGAUUUCGGUUUUCUCCAGAAAAAAAAUCGUUCUUUUUUGUGUCAUUGCUUUAUUGGAUCUGUAAAGGCAUAUCAGGUCUGAAAAGUUUUCAUCGCUAGGAAAAAUGCCUCGAUAUGAUGACCGCCAUGGUAGCACGCGUCUCUAUGUGGGUCGUUUGUCUUCUCGGGUACGAUCACGUGACUUGGAAGAUCUGUUCAGCAGAUAUGGAAGAGUACGCGAUGUGGAUUUGAAGCGCGAUUUUGCCUUCGUUGAAUUCAGUGAUCCGCGAGAUGCUGAUGAUGCAAGAUAUGACUUAAAUGGUCGGGAAUUUAGUGGAAGCCGAAUCAUAGUUGAAUUUGCUAAGGGGGGACCACGAGGUGCUGGUGGAUCUCGUGAGUAUCUUGGUAGGGGUCCUCCUCCUGGAUCAGGGCGCUGCUUCAAUUGUGGACUUGAUGGGCACUGGGCUCGAGAUUGCAAAGCUGGUGACUGGAAAAACAAGUGUUAUCGCUGUGGUGAACGUGGCCAUAUUGAAAGAAAUUGUCAGAAUAGCCCAAAGAAAUUGAAACGUGGACGUAGUUACUCUAGAUCACCAUCUCCUCGCCAUGGCCGAAGUCGGAGCCCUAGUUAUAGCAGGAGUCGUAGUUACAGUCGUUCCAGAUCACCACCAAAGAGAGAGCGGAGUGUUGAACGUCUGGAGAGAAGAUCAAGGAGUCCUCGUGACAGCAGAAGGAGCCCCCGUGACAGUAGGAGCCCCAAACGACACAAACUGUCACCACCUCCAGCCAAAGGCAGGAAGAGGAGUCUGACUCCUGAUGGCAGAAGCCCACAGGAGAGAGGGAGCCUGUCCCCAAGGGACCGCAGGCAUGCCAAUGGGUCAGAUUAUAGUGGGAGCCCAAGGGGAAAGAGUAGAAGCCCAAUGGACGAUGGUAAUAGAGAGAAUGGCCACAGUCGCAGCCCUAGUCCCAUUCCUAGGGAAGAACAGAGCCCAAUUGAUGAUGAUGAUAACCAUGGCUCUCCUAGGGGCAGUGAAUCGGCUUGAAAGCACACUUUAAGUUAGACCCCUUAGAACUUUGCAAGAAAAUUUGGAGUCUUGUGAUUUAUUUUUGGAACAAUGAGGCCAGAGACUUGGAACAAUUGUUUGGUUUGCUUUUCUUUUGCACUUAGAUGACAUCUCGUUUUGAUUAUCUGAUAUGUUGACGCAUUUAUUAAGUGGAAUGAGUUUCUGAUUGUAGUA